AUCGGAUCAGAACCUAGAAGACUUCAGUCACCAUCAUGCAUGUGUCUAAGUACCAGAAGAUUUGUGUCAUUUGAAAAGACUUAAGGAGGAAAAAAAAAAGACUCAGAGGAAUAAAAGAACUCAGUCAGCAGACAGAAACAACAGUAACCCAGUGCUUAGACAUGGCCAGCACCCAGACCAGUUUGAAAACCCCUUUCAAAGACUUGACCUCAUUCAAGGGCAACAUGAAACGUCUGUACAGAGAGCGACUGGAAGACGCACCCAUCAAGAAGAGAGUGAUGGCAGAGAUCAACCUGAAGCGUCGCACCUUGGAUUCCCUCCCCAAAACUCCCAAGGUGAAGAGGGAGCAGAUCGAUGAUCUGCACCACGACUCUGACAUGGAUGUGGCAGCUCGGGCUGAAUUACAUGUGGUGGGCUCUGCUAAAGCCCUGGACCUGAGCCCUGGGCUCAAACACACACUGGCCCAGUUCACCCUCAGCAGCCAGAGCUCCCUUGGGGGCCCAGCUGCUUUCUCAGCCCGCACCGGCCAUGAGCAUUCCCCAGCCGGGUUGCCCCCCCUUCCCUCCCCUCCUGUUCUGGGAGGGGGCCCUCUGCUGGUUCCCUGUGACAGCUCCACUGAACUCACCCACUCGCUGCUGGAAGGAGAGUCCAUCUCUUGCUUCGUUGUUGGGGGAGAAAAGCGGCUCUGCCUGCCCCAGGUGCUCAACUCCGUACUCCGCGACUUCUCGCUGCAGCAGAUCAACACUGUGUGCGACGAGCUCUACGUCUACUGCUCACGUUGCGACGCUGAGCAGCUGCACAUCCUCAAAGUGCUGGGCAUUCUGCCGUUCAACGCACCUUCUUGUGGCCUCAUUACAUUGACGGAUGCACAACGGUUGUGCAAUGCUCUGCUGCGCCCUGGGGCGGCCUUGCCUGCCGACCCCAGCGGUAAGCUGUCAGCCCAGGGCUUGCUGAAGGAGAGCGAAGCCAGCUUCCAGGUGGAGCACCAGUGUCUGGGGAAGUGCCAGGGUCUCUUUGUGCCCCAGUUCUACACCCAGCCUGAGGCGCCCUGCAUCCAGUGUGUUGAGUGCCAGUUGCUCUUUUCGCCACAGAAGUUUGUCAUGCAUUCACACAAGUCACCUGAUAAGAGGACCUGCCACUGGGGCUUUGACUCAGCCAAGUGGCCCUGCUACCUGCAGCUUGCACGAAAGUAUCAGGGCACGCCUGAGGAGCCCAAGCUCAAGCACCUCCUGGACGAGGUCAAAGAGAAGUUCCACUACCAGCUUAAGAGGUCGCUAGACAAAAAGGCGGUGGAGGAGAAGGAGAGCCAGGUGAGGAAAUCCUCAGCAGACCUCUGCUCGCCCAGCGGCAAGUUGACCGAUGCCGACCCUGCGAGAAAGGGGAAAACAUCUCCACCCUCUCUGGUGUUCAACCGUCUUUUCUCGGACAUCAAGGAGGAGCCAGGACACCCCACCCUGGUCCAUCCCAGUUACUACCUGUACACAUACGAUAAAAUGGUGGCUCCCAACGUGUCUCUGCGGAGGGAGGCGGAGAUGAGCCCAGAGAUGCUCGCAGCGCUGCUCAAACACCACUACAGCCGCAGAGUGCUGGGCCACGACGAGCCGCCCAUGGAUCUUCAUGCGUCGCCUCCCGUCAAUGCUGGCGCCGAGGAGGCCAAAUCCCAACGUGCCGCUGCUGCCUCGGCCACCGAGCGGGAAUGCCAAACCCAGGCAGUUUCCAUGGAGACAAGCAGCCCGAGCUGCAAGAAAGCCACCCACAUCCCCACCCACACCCCUCCUUCUCCUGCGUCGUUGUUGUCGCCGGUAACGGAAGUAGCGGCUAAGGACACAGGCUCUGCCACAAGCGGCGCUGCAGUGGUGGUGGGGGGGCUGGAGGACGACAAGGACAGGAUUGUUGUGGAGAUCAUGCAGAUGUACAGCAGACAGCAGGAGAAGCUCAACUCCACCCUGCACAAGCAGCUGCAGCUGGAGAUGGAGCUGGAGGCAUUGCGCGGGGGCGAGGCUGCCAGGCUACGGGAGCUGAGCGCAGAGCAGCGGGAGCUCCGCAGCGAGCUGGAGGCGGUGCACAGCGAGCAGGCGCGGCAGCUCAGCCAGGCCCGCCAGGAACAGCUGGAGCUCGAGACCCGUCUGGAGCAGCUCCGACAGCAGGCCUGCGCCUGCGAAACGGGGGCGCAACGCCAACAAGAGGCCCACUACACUGCACAGUUGUCAGAGCUCCGUCAGAGGCUUGAGCGGGCGGAGGCGGACCGACAGGAGCUGCAGGAGGAGCUGCGCAGGGAGCGGGAGGCGCGGGAGAAGCUGGAGCGCACAAUCACCCAACUCAAGCAGCAGAUGUCCCAGUCUGGCACGGUGGGAGGCAGCCCCUCUCCUCCUCCUACCCCUUCCACCGGACCCCCUAACGCCCACUCCCCGCCCUCCUCCUGCUCUUCCUCCAUCUCAGAGGCCCCAGCGGCUGGCCAAAAGUAACUGCCACCCCUCCAGGCGCCUCCCUCCCACCCUCCCUUAUUCCUCUCCCCAUCACCCGCCAACUCUACAGACACAAACAAAUCAGCCUGAGGCAGAAAGGAGCUUCACGUCUCCUCAGGCUGUUUUUAAGUUGUGCAUCUCACCCUCCUCCCUUAUUUCAGUGUAGGACUGACUUUUGUUUUUGUAAUUUAACAUCACUUAAAAGAAAAGUUUUAUGGUAUGUUUUUUAUUUUUAUUCUUUCUUUUGCUCCUUCUCCUCUCUUUAAACAGUAUUUAAAGAUUUUUUUUGGGGCAUGUAUGAUUUAAUUUAUAGUUUUUACUGAACAAACAGCUGCUUCACAGACAGGAGUUUGGUCAAGUAGAGACCAACUUAACCCAUCACUAUGUUUUUUUUUUCCCCCUUCCUCACAAUUGUCACCCUCCUCUCCCUUCCCUUCUUGCUCCCUCUGGAUUCUGGAGCCAAUGACUUUGAGAUUUCAGACUUCAGCUCAGACACAUAGACGCUUGUCUUAGCUCCUCACGGACGUCACUUCAUGCUACUACCUGGCACAGCUGCCGGAGCCCACGGACACGUUAUGGCGCCUGGUUGUGUGCCUCCUCUCCGUCUUUCUGUACCUACAACCCAGAUGCUCAAGUACCAGCGAAUGCAGGAAACUGCAUGGACAUUUCAAAACAGUUUUUUUUGCUCCUUAUGAAAAUACAGAGAAAGAAAAAUAUAAUGUGUUAAAACAUCAAGUCUAUAUGGAGGAGAAAAACCUUUACUGUACAAAAAAAAAAGACAUUUAGCAGAUGUCGUAAAACCUCACGAAAAUAUGCCAAUAGUGACGCUGAACUUGAAAUGAGUGUUUUGAGUGUGACCCCCACAAGGUAGCUAGCUAUCAAACUGUCUGGCCUGGACCCCAGCUGCUCCUGACACAGACUAACUUCCUCUUUACUCGGCUGGGCAGCACCUGGACUCUCCUGUUGUAGACCAAACAGUCUGUCGGUUGAUCCACCAGCUGCCCAGUGUCUCGUGCCCCCCCCCUCCCCCUCCCACCCCCAACCACCACCCACUGGAGACCUUACACCUACCAUUGCUGUACGGGCCAUUUCCCUCUGCUGGGAAACUCCUUAACACUGUGGUUUUCACCCACUUUGGGCUAGACAGGAAACACUGUGCUCUUUUCAGGCUUGGCAUGAAGAAGCUCACGAGCAGUGUUAUGCACUUAAUGUGCUCUCCUCCCCCAGAAUCUCCUGGGAAAGGAAUGUGUCUGGACACGGGGGCCGGUUGAGCCGGUGUAGCUCCUCUAAGAAAGAAGAAAGGCAGAGUCUCACAUGUGCAGUAGCUGUGCUGUAUUACCAUAAUACAUACGACAUCCUCACAUGCCCGCACAUACUCGAGUGUGUCGGUGCAGUGCAGGCAUUCAGGCAGAACAAUGGCCCCAGCGUUCCCAGCAGAUGAUCAAAGCUCCAGUCUGUCCCUGUUUUCUGGGCAGCUUCUUCUUUUUGUAUCAUUUGACUUUAUUGUUAGCAGAUGGUUUUAUCCCCACCCUGUUUGUCAGAGCGUCGUCUAAGAAUGUGGGUCGCAGGUGAAAGCAGUUAGUCCAGGGUGUUUUGGGCCCUGCUUCACGUUAUUCUGCCUGGCUGAACAAACAGCACCGGGCAGGGAGAGGAAGAGAAGGGAGGAUUGAGGGGAGCGUUCAGGGGACUGGUGCACUCUCCCCCUCGGCAGGCUGGGUGGCCCGGGCUCCGGGGGUACAGAGGGAGCCCUUUUUGUUUUGCACCAUCAGAAUGGGGGCAGCUGUUGUUGUCUGGGGGCCUCUGCCCGCCCUCGGGUGAGACUGUACAGGAUCCCCCCAGCUCUCAACACAGAACCUCCCUCCUCUCCCACAGAACCGCCGUCACUCACUCACUCUCACAUACCCGUCCAUCCAUCUCCAGUGCCAGAUCAGCUGGGGGUGUGCAGUGUUUUGUAGAUGCCCAGGAGAGCGAGCAGACGUCCAGCCAGAGGAAGAGAGGACUUUUAUUGUGUCAGUUGCCAGGCAAAAGCGCUUUUUAUUGCCACUAAGGAGAUCCCUGUAAGCGAGUGUAUGUGUGUAAAUAAUUGUUUAAAAAGAGAAGGGGAUCGGCCUCGGCUAAACUCUGAGCUUUUUUUAUGCAUCUGCUCUAAAUGCAAAUUGAUAGACAUUCCACUGUGCUCCAUCCUGUUCAAUGCAGAUUUUCUUACACAGCUUCCCUUUACAAUAACAGACCUUAAAGACAGGGCAGGGUACAGUUGUGGUUUGUUGAUGGUCAUAAAAGCAGGUGAGGUUGCAAGCCAGUUAAAUCAAACCCAUGCCGCAAAUGUACACUCUACUGUUGUUCCAUUUAAACCUUUAUUGAAAUUAUGAAAGAAAAUAUUUAACGUAUUAACUAAAGAUUUAUAUUCACUUUGUAAAUACAGUAGUCAUUAAUAUAUUAACUGUUCUUAUAUUAAUAAUCUUCAAAAGGUUAUAUAAAUUGGACCAGAACUAAGGCUUCAGAUGGCCUAAAUGUUUUUGCUUUCUUUUAAAAGUGAUCUUUGCAGAUAUCAGAACUUGACUUUUGUGGAAUGGAUGUGGGGGAGUGAAAUGCAUGGUUUACUGAGACAUGAUGCAGGACAAAGGCAAAAUAGGAAAAAUGAUACUUGGUUACACACUUUCCCCCCUUUCUGAACUGAUGCAUUUGUUUUUUGUGGAUUUCAUCUUGACGGACUGUUUAACUUGUAAUGUAAUGAGCUUUUUUCCUCUUUGUUAAACCCCCUCCCCUGAGCUAAAUUGAAAACCUUUGUUUAAGAAAAUGCAUUUUGGAAAAAAAAGAAAACAAAAAAAAAAAAAAGGAAAGAAAAUACGAUUUUUUU
Messenger RNA from Toxotes jaculatrix (banded archerfish), 5322 nucleotides. RefSeq names its product SKI-like proto-oncogene a (gene skila). Gene Ontology annotation, cellular component: nucleus. The transcript is spliced from 7 exons. Gene Ontology annotation, molecular function: RNA polymerase II cis-regulatory region sequence-specific DNA binding; SMAD binding; DNA-binding transcription factor activity, RNA polymerase II-specific. The coding region runs from base 162 to 2465 and encodes 767 amino acids. Lineage: Eukaryota; Metazoa; Chordata; Actinopteri; Toxotidae. The record is from RefSeq and is a predicted model, not a curated record. Gene Ontology annotation, biological process: negative regulation of BMP signaling pathway.